AUGGCUGAGAAUAUCCUGAGUGUUGUUGCUGAGGAAAUAGUAGGCAAGCUGAUUUCACUUGCUACUGAGCAGAUCAGCCUCUCUUGGGGCUUCAAGGAGGAUCUGAAACGGCUUCGUGAUUCGUUGACCACGAUUCAAGCUGUGCUGGCUGAUGCAGAGAGAAGGCAAGCGAGGGAAGAGCAAGUUAGGCUUUGGCUGCGGAGGCUUAAAGACGUUUCUUAUGAUGCUGAUGAUGUGCUGGAUGACCUUGCUUAUGAGAUUCUCCGGAGAAAGGUAGAGAUCCAAAACCAAAUGAAGAGAAAGGUAAGCUACUUCUUUUCAUUUUCAAACCCCAUGGCAUUCCAUUUCAAGAUGGCUAACAAUGUUAAGAAUAUUCAUGAAUCGCUAAACAUGAUUAUUGAUGAGGCAAAUAAAUAUGAAUUUACUAGAGCGGGACCAAUAAAUGCAAAUCCUGAGAUGAUCCCAAACCGAGAGCGAGAGACAGACUCCUCUCUUGAUCCUUCAGAAGUUGUAGGAAGGGAACAUGAUGCCUCAAAAAUAGUAAAGUUGUUGCUUAAUGAAGUCAAACAACAACUCUCGGUCAUUCCAAUUGUAGGAAUGGCGGGUUUGGGAAAGACAACUUUAGCAAAACUGGUGUAUAAUAAUGAGUUAUUACAAGAACAUUUUGAUGAAAAAAUAUGGGUAUGUGUCUCUGAUAAUUUCAGUAAUAAAAGGAUCUUGAGCCAAAUUCUUGAAUCUCUUACCCAUAGCUCAAGUAUCUUAGAGAAUAAGAAUGCAAUAUAUGAAAGCCUUAAAAAAGAGUUAAAAGGUAAAAGAUAUCUUCUCGUACUUGAUGAUGUAUGGAAUGAAGAUUCUCAUGAAUGGGAUACUUUAAAGGAGAGUUUAUUAGGAAUUAAUCCAAAUAUUGGAAAUAAUAUUAUUGUAACAACUCGUAGUAACAAAGUAGCAGAAAUCAUGAGAACACUUCCCAAACAUAACAUGGAAAACUUAUUAGACAAAGAAUGUUGGGAAAUAAUCAAGAAUAGAGUAUCUACAAAAGAAAGAAUUCCAUUAACACAAGAAUUGGAGGAUAUUGGAAGGGAGAUUGCUAAAAGAUGUCAUGGGAUUCCAUUAGUUGCAAAGGUUAUAGGAGGCUCGAUGUCUUGGAAGAUUGAGGAAAGUGAAUGGUUGAAAAUUCAAAACAAUAUGGUUUGGAAUUCCCAAGAUGAUAACGAAUGUAUCUUAUCGAUACUAAAAUUAAGUUUCGAUCAUCUUUAUCCACCAUCUCUAAAAAGGUGUUUCACAUAUUGUGCAAUUUUCCCCAAAGAUUAUGCCAUGGAAAAGGAAGAACUAGUUCAACAUUGGAUGGCUGAAGGGUUCCUUCAACCAUCUCAGAAACAUUUUUCAAUGGAGGACGUCGGUUUUGAGUAUUUUGAUAUUUUAAUGGGGAAUUCCUUAUUCCAAGAUAUAGAAAGGGACAACUCUGGUGAUAUUAUAAGUUGCAAGAUGCAUGAUCUUGUACACGAUCCUGCUCUCUCAAUUUCAAGAUGGGAAACCUUGCAUCUAAAGGGCAUGGUUAGGGGUGACAUUAAUGGUAUGUCUCAUAUUCAACGUUUAUCUCUUAUAUCCAAUGAACAAAAAACACCAACAAUCCCAUUAUUUAGAGAUGACAUGGGUAGAUUGCGCACAAUUUUUUCCAUUCGUGCUAGUCUUGGCGAUAGGUUAUUGGACUUAAAAUGUGUACGUGGUCUAACUUUAGUUGGGCGAAAUGUAGGUGAGUUGCCCAAGUCAAUUGGUGAGUUUAGACAUUUGAGGUUUCUCCACAUCGAGAAAACCAACAUCAAAGAAUUACCUAUUUCUGUUACCAAGCUCUACAACUUACAAACUCUAAUAAUCAAGGACUGUCAUCUUCUCGAAGAGCUUCCAAAUGAUCUACGAAAUUUGACUAACUUGAGACAUAUUAACAUUAGCAAUGAGUACAUAAAACAACUGCCAGUCAAUAUGGGUAAGUUGACUUGCCUUCAAACACUGCCUUUCUUUGUCAUUGGUCAAGAUGAUGGUCAUCGAAUUGAAGAAGUGGGAUGCUUAAGCCAACUCAGAGGAGGAUUAAGUAUAUACAAUCUGGAGAAUGUGAGAGAUAAAGAAGAAGCCAAAACUGCAAAUUUAAUGGGAAAGACAGGAGUGUGCAAAUUGGGAUUCCAUUGGAGUAUUGAAAGAGUAGGAAACAAUAAUGAUGAAGAUGUACUGGAAGGCCUUCAACCUCACCAACAUUUGAAAUGCCUAGAAAUAGAAAAUUUCAGGGGUGAGAAGUUGCCUUCAUGGAUAUUGGCACGUGAUAUCUAUAGUGGUGGGUUUCUUUUGGGCCAUCUGAUGGAAAUUCGUCUAAAAAACUGUGACAAGUGCAACAAACUUCCUACACUUGGGCAUUUACCCCAUCUCAUGGUUCUUGAAAUAGAUGGAAUGGAUAACGUGACAUGCAUAGGAACAGAAUUUUACAUUAAUUAUAGUGGUGAGAGAUCAAGUAAUAGUGGAGGUGGUAGUGACAGAAAUGUGGUAUUCCCAGCUUUGAAAAAACUUGUUUUGAAGAAGUUGCCCAACCUAGUGGAAUGGAAGGACGCGUUGGAGUUGACAACAAUAGAAGCAGUGUUUCCUUGUCUUGAGAAGUUGACCAUUGAAUCAUGUGGCCAAUUGACAAGUGCUCCAUAUCAUUUUCUAACUCUUAAGAAGUUAAAGAUUUCUGGUAUCAAAAGCACGGCAUUCGAAAGGAUUAUCAGCAAGCUUUCCACACUUGCCUCCCUCAAAAUUGAGUAUAUUUUAGAACUUGUUUAUUUGCCAGAGCAAUUAUUCCAGAAUAAUAGGAGUUUGAUGUCAAUAUUCAUAGGGGAUUGUUUUGAUUUGGUGUCCAUCUCGCCGCAUCAAGAUGUAACCUCUCUCCAAUCAAUCAAAAUAAGAGAAUGUGAGAAAUUGAGUGAAUGGCCGAACGCACUGCGCACCUUUCCUUCUCUUGAGAGGUUUGAUGUAUUUUUUUGUCCUAAUUUGAGAUCCUUUCCAAGUCUACAAGGUGCGGGUUCCCGUCUCCGAAGUCUGAUGAUAUCGUGUGGUGACGAAGUUCUACCAACUGGGUUAGAAUCCUGCACGUCUCUUUCAGCAUUGAGUAUAGAGUGUCCAAAUCUGAUAUCAAUUCCAGAACUACCAGAAUUACAUUCUCUUACGAAGUUACAAAUUUGCGAAUGUUUUUAA
This is a messenger RNA of Quercus lobata, 3219 nucleotides long. RefSeq names its product putative disease resistance protein RGA3. Lineage: Eukaryota; Viridiplantae; Streptophyta; Magnoliopsida; Fagales; Fagaceae. The coding region runs from base 1 to 3219 and encodes 1072 amino acids. Gene Ontology annotation, molecular function: ADP binding. The transcript has a single exon. The record is from RefSeq and is a predicted model, not a curated record.